AUGUCAAAUAGUAUCAAAGAUCGUGGUCUUGUUUACGGCUCACCCAAUUCAGUGGGCAUGGCUAGCGAUCCACUAAACCAUAUGGUUCGAAAUUUGACUGCAUACACCCAUGCUGCCAAUUAUAGUAGCUUCUCCCACAAUGAGGUUCACCCAAUCGAACCUGGAUCGGCUAAUCUUGUUGCUCAUGAUGGAGUGAUAGUUAGUCAUUUUGCUGUCGGUAAAAGGGACAUCUAUGCCGAUAUCAAUGGGACGAAACUGCCCCAUAAACUCCAAGAGGAUACGACUGUCGAUACCAUAUACGAUAUGGCUAGCCUUACUAAACUCUUUACCACCAUAGCUGCACUGCGGGAGUUGGACAACGGGAAAAUCAAUCUCAAUUCUACUGUCGCAUCCUAUCUACCAGAAUUUGCCGUGAAUGGGAAAGAAAACAUCACAAUCCUUGAACUUCUUACACACACAAGUGGAUUUAACUCUGAUCCCUCGCCUCCACUUUUCUCAUCCAAUUACACAACACAUCGAGAAAGAAUCAACGCAAUCCUGACACAGGAACUCAUCAAUGCUCCUGGCAGUACAUAUCUUUACUCAGAUCUCAAUUUCAUGUCAAUGAUGAUUGUUUUGGAGACCGUAACAGAUCGAGCUCUUGAUGACCUCAUCUACGACUUUACCAAGCCAUUGGGGAUGACUUCAACUUUUUUCAAUCGCGGGAACAUCGAAGGCCUCACUGAUAAGACUCCGAUGUAUGAUCGAACGGCAACGCAGGAAUUUCAGAUAGCCGUUCUGGGCCCAGUGGAACCGCAACGUCCGCAACCGGUGCGUGGAACAGUUCAUGACGAGAAUGCAUGGGCAUUGAACGGCGUGUCUGGCCACGCGGGGCUGUUCUCAACCGUACGUGACACAGGAGCUCUGUGUCAAAUGAUUCUAAACAACGGGACGUACAUGGGGAACCGAAUUCUGUCCGAGGAGGCUGUGAACCUGAUAUUUACUAAUUUCAAUGCCCGUUUUCCUGGCAAUGCACAUGGCCUCGGGUUUGAGCUAGAUCAAUACUACACAGCCGGUCCAAUGGCCAGUAUGUUGACUGCCAGCCACACUGGCUUUACGGGGACAACAUUAGUUAUCGAUCGGGGGCAUAAUGCCUUUUGGUUGCAUUUUAGCAAUCGUGUUCAUCCAUCACGAGAGUGGUCCAGCAAUAAUAUCGUGCGCGAAGCGAUGGGUUAUUGGGUGGGUAAGAGUCUUGGACUGAAUGUCACGUUUCCUCCACUAUAA
Molecule: messenger RNA, 1263 nt
Organism: Talaromyces proteolyticus
Lineage: Eukaryota; Fungi; Ascomycota; Eurotiomycetes; Eurotiales; Trichocomaceae
Product: putative beta-lactamase
Exons: 1
Coding region: 1-1263 (420 amino acids)
Source: RefSeq, a predicted model, not a curated record